Molecule: messenger RNA, 6909 nt
Organism: Cuscuta europaea
Lineage: Eukaryota; Viridiplantae; Streptophyta; Magnoliopsida; Solanales; Convolvulaceae
Source: the annotation of a GenBank genome assembly
UUUGACUUUGGGACUUUGGGAUUUGGGAGAUCCAGAACUAUUCUCUUUCUUUGGGGGCUUCGGCUCAACUGGGGGCUUCGGCCAUUUGUUACGAUUACUGUUCUUCUUCUCUAAUAAAAUUGCAGUUAGUUUUCUUGAAUCUUCUUCUAUAAUCUUCUGUAUUACUGUACAUACUUAUCAUUGGUAUCAGAGACUGUUCGAUUCCUGGAUGAGAAUUACGCGCGCUAAAAUGGAAGGCAGAAUUAACGAUGUGGAGCGGAAUCAGAGAGAGAUGGAGACGAGGACUGAGAGGCAUCUGCAGGAAAUUCAGAAUACGCUGUUGGAGAGAAUGGCGGCGAUGCAAACUGACAUCGCAAGGUUGCAGGUCAAUCGAUCGGGACGGUCGGGGAGCCAUUCACAUCGAUCGAGUACGUCGCAUCGAUCAUCUCACCGGCGUUAUGCGAAGAAUGGCGAUAGUUUAGAAAGUUCGGAGUAUGAAUCAAACCCUACAGCCUAUCCACAUGAUUCCGGACAUCGUCGAAUGCACAAAUAUCAUCACCAUUCGCCUCACCAUCAUCGUUCACUUCACCAUCAUCGUUCAACUCACCACGCUAAAAUGGAAGGCAGAAUUAAUGAUGUGGAGCGGAAUCAGAGAGAGAUAGAGACGAGGACUGAGAGGCAUCUGCAGGAAAUUCAGAAUACGCUGUUGGAGAGAAUGGCGGCGAUGCAAACUGACAUCGCAAGGUUGCAGGUCAAUCGAUCGGGACGGUCGGGGAGCCAUUCACAUCGAUCGAGUACGUCGCAUCGAUCAUCUCACCGGCGUUAUGCGAAGAAUGGCGAUAGUUCAGAAAGUUCGGAGUAUGAAUCAAACCCUACAGCCUAUCCACAUGAUUCCGGACAUCGUCGAAGGCACAAAUAUCAUCACCAUUCACCUCACCAUCAUCGUUCACUUCACCAUCAUCGUUCAACUCACCAUCAUAGUUCACGACAAGCAACCAGCUCAGAAGGAUCGGAAAACAAUUCGGAUUACUCUCCUUCACGUCGACAUCAACACCGCGAUCACCACAGGUAUCAUCGAAAUCAUCCUCCUAUAGGAAGGAAAAUCGAAUUACCUCUUUUCAAUGGGGAAGACGCAGGCGGAUGGUUAGUCAGAAUGAAUCGCUACUUCCGCUUGAAUAGGACUGAAGAAGAGGAUAAGAUUGACGUUGCAGUCGUGGCUAUGGAAGAUCAGGCCUUAAGCUGGUUUCAAUGGUGGGAGAGGCAGGCUACGCAUCAAAACUGGAACUCUUUUACUCAAGCAUUGACCAGACGCUUCCAGCCAGGCAUGGUCAAGGAUCCUCUGGGGCCUUUAUUCAGUUUGAAGCAGAAAAAUACCAUAGAGGAAUAUCGAGACAAAUUUGAGACUGCAAUUGCUACACAUGGACACUUAACUGAAGAGGUAUUGAAAGGAGCGUUUCUUAAGGGCCUCAAGCGUGAUGUAAAAGCUGAGUUGAAGCUAUACUCUACAAGAACUUUGGCUGAAGUUAUGGAUGUGGCUUCUUUAAUUGAGAACAAGAACUCUGAAGCCUUGAUUGUUAAGAAUAAAGAGGAAGGAAGAAAAACAGGACAGAGCUAUCCUAAAUGGGGAGAUGGUAGUCGAAAUAGUUAUAAUCUGGCAUCUACAAAUCAAUUGAUGAAGAACUCAGAUGGUAGCCAGAAGCUGGAAGAAGGAUCAAGUUCUGUUUCUAUGAAGACAAGUCCCAGAUUAUCACAGAGUGAGCUGCAAGAAAGAAGUAAAAAAGGGUUAUGUUUCAAGUGUGGCGAAAAUUGGAACAGGGGUCACAUUUGUAGAAUGAAAAAUUUUACAAUGAUGCUGGUAGAACAAUCUGAAGGUGAGGAGAAAUCUGAUACUGAUUAUAGUAAAGAUAAAGGAGAAGAAGGAAUACAUAUGGAAGCUAAGACUAUGCAAUUAUCUGUAGUGGACAAAGAAGGAACAUCACCCAUGAGCACAUUCAAUGUCCUGGGAAAUCUGAAAUGGAUGACUGAGGAAAAGAAGGUGAAUAUCUUGAUUGAUUGUGGAGCUACUCACAAUUUCAUUUCACAGAAGAUUGUUGAGGAAUGGAAUAUACCUUUUAAUUGCAUUAAGGGGAAUAAGGUGCAGAUGGGGAAUGGGGAAUUUCUUCCCAACUAUGGUAGGUGUGAUGGGUUGACAGUGGAUGUACAAGGUAAUGCAAUUCUGCAGAAAUUCUACAUUCUGAAAUUGGGGGAAAUUGAUGUCAUGCUGGGAAUGGAAUGGUUAGCUGGCCUAGGAGAUAUGGCAGUUAACUUUCGGAAUCAGACCCUCCAAUGGGAGGUGCAUGGGCAGAAGGUACAUAUACAAGGAGACUCUUUAUUAAGGCAACUGGAAGCUUAUAAGGACAUGAAGAGCCUGAUAAAUAAGAAUGGAGAAGGAAAAGGGCUGAACUACCAGGAGUUAUCAAAGAAUGCAGUCCCCUAUGUGGCAACAGGCUGCACCUUAGUCUCCACAGAAGCUGCAGGAAUCAAUGUUUUGGAUAAAAUGAUAUGGCACCUGUGUAACUCUGCUGCAAAGUAUUUAUGGCAGAGGAUAGAAGUAGUAAAGCUUAUGAUCCAGCAGUCAGUCAAGUAUUGGAAGGGAAGGGGGACUAGGAUGAGGGGAAAGGAGGAAGUCUUGGCUGUUUCCUAUCACCCACCUUGAGGGCAAGGUGGAUGUUUAGGGAGGGAGUAUUGAUAGGGAUCUACCUAUCAUAGGAAUUGGGCCUACUAGAUUGUUAAGAAUUGGGCCUAAUAGACCAAGAAUAUUAAUAAGUGUAAUAGACUAGUAUAAAUAGAAAUAAGUUGGGAAUAGUAAGGAGGCUGUUUUUAGACUUUGACUUUGGGACUUUGGGAGAUCGAGAACUAUUCUCUUUCUUUGGGGGGCUUCGGCUCAACUGGGGGCUUCGGCCAUUUGUUACGAUUACUGUUCUUCUUCUCUAAUAAAAUUGCAGAAGAAUGUGGUGCCACUGCCGGAUGGUUUAUCUGCCUAUGUCCUACUUGUAUGGGAAAAGGUUUGUCGGUCCAAUUACGCCAAUAGUUUUAUCUUUGAGGAAGGAAUUAUUCACUGUCAUGUAUCAUGAAAUCAACUGGGACCAGGCACGGAACCAAUGCGCAAAGGAAGAUCUUUUUUACCCUCACCCUCUAGCACAGGACAUACUUUGGGCUGCACUUCAUAAGCUUGUUGAACCUGUUUUGAUGUGUUGGCCUGGUAAAAAGUUGAGAGAUAAAGCUCUUCGCACUGUUAUGGAACACAUACAUUAUGAAGAUGAAAACACUAGAUACAUAUGCAUUGGCCCUGUAAACAAGGUGUUAAAUAUGCUUUGCUGUUGGGUUGAAGAUCCCGAUUCAGAAGCUUUCAAACUGCAUCUUCCAAGACUUUCUGAUUACAUUUGGGUUGCAGAAGAUGGCAUGAAAAUGCAGGGAUAUAAUGGCAGCCAAUUGUGGGACGCUGCAUUUGCUGUUCAAGCAAUCAUAUCUACUGAUCUUGUUAAUGAAUAUGGUAAAACUUUGAGAAAAGCGCAUGAAUACAUAAAGAACUCCCAGGUAUUAGAUGACUGCCCAGGAAAUCUCGAUAGCUGGUAUCGUCAUAUCUCAAAAGGUGCUUGGCCUUUCUCAACUGCAGACCAUGGAUGGCCCAUAUCAGAUUGUACUGCAGAGGGAUUGAAAGCAUCUUUGGCGUUAUCUAAGUUACCCCUAAAAGUUGUUGGGGAGCCAUUAGACACCAAGUGUUUGUUUGAUGCUGUAAACGUUAUACUCUCAUUACAGAAUCCAGAUGGUGGCUAUGCGACCUAUGAACUGACAAGAUCAUAUCCAUGGUUGGAGUUAAUCAACCCUGCUGAGACUUUUGGUGAUAUUGUCAUUGAUUACCCUUAUGUUGAGUGUACUUCAGCUUCGAUUCAAGCGUUGACAGCAUUUAAGAAGUUGUACCCUGGACAUAGAAGAGAAGAAUUGGAACAUUCAAUUGAAAAAUCUGCAAAGUUCAUUGAGAAGAUUCAAAAACCAGAUGGCUCAUGGUAUGGCUCUUGGGGUGUUUGCUUCACUUAUGGUACAUGGUUUGGGGUAUUGGGACUCGUGGCUGCUGGAAGGAACUUUAGCAAUUCUUCCAGCAUUCGCAAGGCUUGUGAUUUUCUGAUGUCAAAACAACUUCCUUCUGGUGGCUGGGGGGAGAGUUAUCUAUCUAGUAGUACAGGGGUUUAUACAAAUAUUCAAGGCAACAGAUCUCAUGUAGUACAUACAGCGUGGGCUAUGUUGGCCCUAAUUGCUGCUGGACAGGCUGAGAGGGAUUUGACUCGGUUACAUCGUGCUGCUAAAGUAUUAAUAAAUUCUCAGUUGGAAAAUGGAGAUUUUCCUCAACAGGAAAUAGUAGGAGUCUUCAACAAGAACUGCAUGAUAUCAUAUUCUGCCUAUAAGAACAUAUUCCCAAUAUGGGCAUUGGGAGAAUACUGCAAUAAGAUCCUGAAAGCUGGCCAGCCGUGAGUGAAAGAACAGUUCCCAGUUUAUGCCACCUCCAUUUGUUUAUUUUUUUACCUUGCUUCAGUAACUUCUUUGUUUUCCGUACUAUGUUGAUUUUCUGCAAUGUUUUCACCCUUGUUACUUGUGGAUUUAUCUAGCUACUACCUCACAUUACUCAGGGCACUUGCUGCUUUUGAUAAGGUAUCGUACCUGGAUGGGCUGCCGGACCGGGUCCACCCCUAGGACUAAGUAUGUUUUAUUACUCGAAUAUGACUUUAGUUCUAUUAGAAAGAAUAGGUUAAAUGAGACCAAUUGUUGCUUCCCAAAAUAGAGUGAAUGUUCACAUUUUGAUAAUAAAAUAAUACCCCCCCGGUCCCAAAUUGUAAGAUACAUUUACUAUUCACUUGGUCAACAUAAAUCACUCUUAAUCUUUUACUUUUUAUAUCAAAAGAUUAUGAAAUAUGAAUUAUUUUUUGCAGGUUUUGUAGCGGUUUUAAUAUAGUAUUUGAAUAUGUAUUUUUUUUAAAACUAAUUUGAGUGUUGACAGGGAUCAAUUUGCUUUAUCAUUGGUCAAACAUCGUAAACUGUAUAGUAUCUUACAAGUUGGGACAGAGGGAGUAGUAGUCUUAUCUAUGAACUUUGUCUUUUAAUCCUAUUAGGGAAUUUUUUUCGGAUUAAAAAUUACUAUGCGCUCUUUUUAGUGGGGUAAGAAGAAAAAGUAGAUGAAAUUAAAUAACUUGAGCGGGGAAAAAGAUUAAGUUAAUGAUGGUCAAGAAAAAAACAUUUAAAUCUUGAACUCUAGCUCAUGUACAUCAAGGAUGUUUUUACUUGGAUGGUUUUCAGUCUCAGACUAGAUUUAAACAUAUCAGACUAGACUUAAACAGAUUUGACUUGACUUCCGUAGUUAUAAAAUACAUAGAGAACAAACGUUUAUCGUACUAGAUCAGACCAUUUCAGAUGAAAUCAGAUUUAAAUAGACCAGAUCAGAUUAGAUUUAAAUAGAGUAAACUAGAUCAUCAAAUUAGAGUCUAGGUAAAACCGUAAAAACAUCCCAAGUGCAUGAGCUCCAUAAAAUUUUGCAAUAGCGAUAGACUAUGAAAAUAUGAAUUAGGCUAUCUCAAGUAGGAGUAGACGGAAGACAAGGUUUUGGUAGGAGUGGUCCUCCAGUUAUGGAUUGUUUCCGGCCUUAAGACUAUUUGGAACAGAGUCCAGCCAUUGUGCUGGAUCGUAUCAGGUUCAUUUUUCCGGUUCUCGAUGAAAACCGGGUACCUGACCAGGUGAAUAGGGUACCAGGCCUUGUUUCAAUGAUUUGGGGAUUGAAUCGGAUAGUCUUGGUUUCAGUCCUGAUUGGUUAUUUUUAUUUUCAGCCCUGAGAUCAGGCAACAACAACAACAACAUCCAAGUCUUAAUCCCAAAAGAAUUUGGGGGCGGCUAACAUGAAUCGAUCUAUGAUAUCGAUGCCUAAAAGAGAAGGUAGACAAGAAAACAAAAAAAAGUAAGAUAAAAUGAAUAAAAUAAAGAUACAUAAAUAUAAGAUAACAAUAACACAAGAAUAUAACCAAGAUAAAAGAAAAAUAAAUAAAAGAGCAUAAAAAAUCUAGAAGAUAAAAAUAGCAUAAGAAUAUAAAAAGAUAAGGAAGAUAAACGAUAAAAGAAACAAGAGAGGAAAGGUAGACAAGACAUCAAUCAUCCACAUGGAUGUGUGCCCUCCACUUUACUCUCUCCAAAGUCAUACUCUCAUCCAAACCAAGAAGACGCAUAUCAGUUCUGAUUACUCUAAUCCAAGUCUGUUUGAGUCUUCCCCUCCCUCUCUUCUCUGACUCUUCUCCCCACCCCUCAAGUCGUCUAAUAGGUGCAUCACUCGGUCUUCUAUGCACAAGCCCAAACCACCGCAAACGAGGCUCAUGCACCUUAUCUUCUAUAGGUGCUACUCCCACCUUUUGUCUGAUUACCUCAUUCCUCAGACGGUCUUUUCUGGUAUGUCCACACAUCCAACGCAAUAUACGCAUCUGUGUCACACUCAUCUUUUGAAUGUGGAAUUGCUUCACCGCCCAACACACUACGCCAUACAUUAAUGUCGGUCUAAUUGAUGUACGAUAAAAUUUACCUUUCAGUUUAGUCGGCAUACCUCGAUCGCAUAGAAAUCUUGAAGCACUUUUCCAUUUCAUCCACCCAGCUCUGAUUCUAUGACAUACAUCUCCAUCUAAUUCACCAUCCUUCUGAAUUAUGGAUCCCAAGUAACGAAACAUAUCACACACCGGUAUCUCCUUACCAUCAAGAGUAAUCCCACUGUUGCUAUUGCUUCUACCUCCAUCGAACUUGCACUCCAUAUACUCAGUCUUGCUUUGGCUCAGUUUGAAACCCUUGCUCUCCAAUGUUUGUCGUCAUACUUACAACUUUGCUUUAACACCGGAUUGUGUCUCAUCAAUCAAUACAAUAUCGUCG